Labeo rohita (rohu) is the source of this 1213-nucleotide messenger RNA. It is a transcript of the gene aqp12, whose product is annotated as aquaporin 12. Gene Ontology annotation, biological process: transmembrane transport. Gene Ontology annotation, cellular component: cytoplasm; membrane. The record is from RefSeq and is a predicted model, not a curated record. Gene Ontology annotation, molecular function: channel activity. The coding region runs from base 51 to 893 and encodes 280 amino acids. The transcript has 3 exons. Lineage: Eukaryota; Metazoa; Chordata; Actinopteri; Cypriniformes; Cyprinidae.
GACCAGCUCAGCUCUUUCUUUCUGUCCAGCACAGCCGUCCGAACACCAUCAUGGCAGGCCUCAAUGCCUCGCUAGGCUACUUUUUAGCGAUAAUUGGCGUGAGCGUGGUCGGGCGGGUGCUUUUUGCGCGCUGGCGGCCGCGCUGGACAUUCCUGACGGAAUUUGUUGCCGCUUUCGCGCUUGCCGCCUGCAGACUAGAGGUGGACACCAUCGCGGAGGUCGGCCAGUUUGCCGGCGCGCUUGGGCCUGACGUCGCCAUCACUAUGCUCUUCAUAUCCAUCACCGUCCAUGCCAUUAUCAUGCAGGGCGUGAGCGGAAACCCAUCGGUGACACUCAUGGGACUCCUGUUGAAAGACACGGGGGUCGUGUCGGCUAUCCUCGCUGUUUCGGCGCAGAUACUUGGUGCGUACGUGGCACUCCUGGUCGCCGGUAUGUACUGGCAGAUGGAACUGACCGACAUGCACAUGAUCAAGAACCUGAUGAUGUUCGAGUGCAGCACGUCACUGCGGGUCUCAACGUUGCAGGGGGUCAUCUCCGAAGCCCUCGGAGCUCUGAUCUUUCACCUGAUUUACCUCGUCCUGAAAAACAGGUCGCAACUGCUCAAGAUUCCCAUAUUCGCCGUGCUGCUGACGUUCAUCGCCUAUGCAGGAAAUAACUACACAUCUGGAUACGUGAAUCCAUCCCUGGCUUUUGCCAUGACAUUCACCUGUACGGGACCCACUUUCCUAGCGUAUUCUCUCGUCUACUGGCUCGGGCCUGUGAUUGGCAUGACUCUUGCGCUUUUCCUGUAUUUGGGAAACAUCCCACUGCUGUUCAGCAGGAAUCUGCUUUACUCCAAGAAGCCACGUUUCCGGGUUCCCAAAGGGAAAACUGCUGAAGACAAGAGCAGCUGAAGAGACUGAAAGACAUAAAACACACAACACUGAUGUGCUCAGUUCAUUAAUCGUGUUUUAUAGUUGCAAGACACUAAAUCUCAUAGUACAUCUCUGUUCAUCUGGUUUGAGGUUUGCAGCCAGUUUCAACAAACCCCUCGUCUUACGACAACAAACAUUUUAUUUAAUAUAUAGCAAAAAUCAAAUUACAUUUUUAAGAUGGGGGAAAGGAAAAAUCAUACAAAAGUACAAGUAAGAAAAUGAUGAUACGUUGUCUGUAAAUGCCAGUUUGAUAAAAUAUUCCAAGUAUGCCACAAUGAAAAUAAAAUUAUUUGUACAUA